Molecule: messenger RNA, 7717 nt
Organism: Sphaeramia orbicularis (orbiculate cardinalfish)
Lineage: Eukaryota; Metazoa; Chordata; Actinopteri; Kurtiformes; Apogonidae
Gene: myh11a
Product: myosin, heavy chain 11a, smooth muscle
Exons: 42
Coding region: 172-6108 (1978 amino acids)
Biological process (GO): actomyosin structure organization
Cellular component (GO): cytoplasm; myosin II complex; myosin filament
Molecular function (GO): actin filament binding; ATP binding; microfilament motor activity
Source: RefSeq, a predicted model, not a curated record
AGUUUAAAUGGUACGCCUCUGAGUUAGUCGGGGGUCAUUUGGACUGUCCGUUUGUUGGAGUACCUCGUCACUGCCGUCCUUCUCCAAAACCCUUACCUUUCCAAAACACCUCCCAAAGCUCCCGUGAACAGACAUUUCUCCACAUUAUCUGGCCCUCCACCUUAAGCCAAGAUGUCCAAGAAGGCCCCGAGCGAAGACGAGAAGUUCCUUUUUGUUGACAAAGACCUCCUGAACAGCCCUAUGGCACAGGCCGACUGGUCGGCCAAGAAGCUGGUAUGGGUCCCAUCAGAGAAGCAUGGCUUCGAGGCGGCAAGUGUCAAGGAGGAACACGGUGACGAGGUGCUGGUGGAACUGGCUGACAACGGAAAGAAGGUGACAGUUAACAAGGAUGACAUCCAAAAGAUGAACCCCCCUAAAUUCAGCAAGGUGGAGGACAUGGCUGAGCUCACCUGCCUGAACGAGGCCUCUGUGUUGCACAAUCUCCGUGAGAGGUACUUCUCUGGCCUAAUUUAUACAUAUUCUGGCCUUUUCUGCGUUGUGGUGAACCCCUACAAAAUGCUGCCUAUCUACUCAGAAAAGAUCAUUGACAUGUACAAAGGGAAGAAACGACAUGAAGUCCCCCCUCAUAUCUACUCCAUCACUGACAACGCCUACAGAAACAUGAUGCAAGAUCGGGAGGACCAGUCUAUUCUCUGCACUGGAGAGUCUGGUGCUGGAAAGACGGAGAACACCAAAAAGGUCAUCCAAUAUCUGGCUGUUGUUGCUUCUUCACACAAAGGCAAAAAGGACAGCAGUGCUCAACAAUCAGGAUCACAGUUUGCCUACGGGGAGCUGGAGAAACAGCUCCUGCAGGCUAAUCCCAUCCUGGAGGCCUUUGGAAAUGCAAAGACCAUCAAAAAUGACAACUCUUCUCGAUUUGGUAAAUUCAUCCGUAUCAACUUUGAUGUGACCGGCUACAUCGUUGGAGCCAACAUUGAGACUUACCUGCUGGAGAAGUCACGUUGUAUCAGACAGGCAAAGACAGAGAGAGCUUUUCACAUCUUCUACUACAUGAUUGCUGGUGCUAAGGAUAAACUGCACGAGGAGCUUCUUCUUGAGCCUUUUAGUAGUUACCGGUUCCUCAGUGCGGGACAUGUCCAGAUCCCCGGCCAACAAGAUGAUGAGAUGUAUGAGGAGACCAUGGAGGCUAUGAAAAUCAUGGGCUUCACUGACGAAGAGAGAAUUGACAUCCUGAAGGUGUGCUCCACUGUCAUGCAGCUGGGAAACAUUGAGUUCAAGAAGGAGAGGAACCAGGAGCAGGCGACAAUGCCAGAUAAUACAGCGGCCCAGAAGGUGUGUCAUCUGCAAGGCAUCAAUGUGACAGACUUUACACGUGCCAUCCUCACCCCUCGAAUCAAAGUGGGCAGAGAGGUGGUGCAGAAGGCACAGACCAAAGAGCAGGCUGAUUUUGCUAUUGAAGCUCUGGCCAAAGCGGUGUUUGAGCGUCUGUUCCGCUGGAUUCUUGCCCGAGUCAACAAGGCCCUGGAUAAAACUAAACGCCAGGGAGCUUCCUUCCUGGGAAUCCUUGAUAUUGCUGGAUUUGAGAUCUUUGAGGACAACUCCUUUGAGCAGCUGUGCAUCAACUACACCAACGAGAAGCUGCAGCAGCUCUUCAACCACACCAUGUUCAUCCUGGAGCAGGAGGAGUACCAGAGGGAGGGCAUUGAGUGGAACUUCAUUGAUUUUGGCCUUGACUUGCAGCCAUGCAUCGAGCUCAUUGAAAGACCAAACAACCCUCCAGGCAUCCUGGCCCUGCUGGAUGAAGAGUGCUGGUUUCCCAAAGCCACAGAUAUCUCCUUUGUUGAGAAACUCUUGAACACCCAAGGGAACCAUAUGAAAUUUGCCAAACCCAAACAGCUCAAAGACAAGACAGAGUUCUCUAUUUUCCAUUAUGCUGGCAGGGUGGAUUACAAUGCUACAGCCUGGCUGACAAAGAAUAUGGACCCUUUGAAUGACAAUGUCACAUCUCUUCUCAUGAACUCAUCCAGCCAGUUUGUGCAAGAACUGUGGAAAGAUGCGGACAGAGUGGUGGGUCUGGACACCAUUGCCAAGAUGUCGGACACCUCCAUGCCGAGUGCAUCAAAGACAAAGAAGGGAAUGUUCCGCACUGUUGGACAGCUUUACAAGGAGUCUCUGGCCAAACUCAUGACCACACUGCACAACACCCAGCCCAACUUUGUCAGAUGCAUCAUCCCCAACCACGAGAAGAGGGCUGGGAAACUGGAUGCCCACCUGGUCUUGGAGCAGCUGAGGUGUAAUGGUGUGCUGGAGGGAAUCAGAAUCUGCCGACAAGGAUUCCCCAACAGAAUUGUCUUUCAGGAAUUCCGCCAGCGAUAUGAGAUCCUUGCUGCUAACGCUAUUCCCAAAGGUUUCAUGGAUGGAAAACAAGCCUGCUGCCUCAUGAUCAAGCAUUUAGACCUGGACCCGAACCUGUACAGGAUAGGACAGAGUAAGAUCUUUUUCCGCACAGGAGUUCUGGCCCAGCUGGAGGAGGAGAGAGAUCUGAAGAUCACAGUGAUCAUCAUUGCCUUCCAAGCCCAGGCUAGAGGUUUCCUGGCAAGAAAGGCAUUUGCCAAGAGACAACAGCAACUGACAGCCAUGAAAGUGAUCCAGAGAAACUGUGCUGCCUACCUCAAACUCAGGAACUGGCAGUGGUGGAGGCUCUUCACAAAGGUCAAGCCUCUGCUGCAAGUGACCCGUCAGGAGGAAGAGAUGAGUCUGAAGGAGGAAGAGCUGCAGAAAGCCAAAGAAUCUGCUGUAAAGUUUGAAACUGAGCUGAAGGAAAUUUCCUUGAAACACACAUCGGUUAUUGAGGAGAGGAACGCACUUCAAGAGCAGCUCCAAGCAGAGACAGAACUGUAUGCCGAGGCUGAGGAGAUGAGGGUCCGUCUUGCGGCGAAGAAGCAGGAGCUAGAGGAGAUCCUGCAUGAGAUGGAGGCAAGGCUGGAUGAAGAGGAAGAACGCGCUCAAGGACUGCUGGUGGAGAAGAAGAAGAUGCAACAACAGAUGCAGGAAUUGGAGGAACAUUUGGAGGAGGAGGAAGAUGCGCGGCAAAAGCUACAACUGGAGAAAGUUACUUGUGAGGGAAAGAUCAAAAAGCUGGAGGAUGACAUCCUGGUGAUGGAGGAUCAGAACAACAAGCUGCUGAAGGAGAGGAAGCUGAUGGAGGAAAGGAUUGCAGACUUCAGUGCCAACCUUGCUGAAGAAGAGGAGAAAUCCAAGAACCUCACUAAACUCAAAAACAAACACGAGUCCAUGAUUUCUGAGCUGGAGGUCCGCUUGAAGAAGGAAGAAAAGGGUCGUCAGGAGCUGGACAAGGCAAAGCGCAAGUUGGAGGCUGAGUCCAAUGACCUGCAAGAGCAGAUAGCUGAUCUACAGGCUCAGAUUGCUGACCUCAAAGCCCAGCUUGCCAAGAAAGAGGAGGAGCUACAGAAUGCAUUGGCCAGGUUAGAAGAUGAGUCAGCUCAGAAGAAUAACGCUCUGAAGAAGAUCAGAGAGCUGGAGGGCCACAUCUCAGACCUGCAGGAGGACCUGGACUCAGAGCGGGCAGCCAGGAACAAGGCAGAGAAAAUCAAGAGAGAUCUCGGGGAGGAGCUGGAGGCCCUCAAAUCAGAGCUGGAGGACACACUGGACACCACCGCUACCCAGCAGGAACUAAGAGCCAAACGUGAACAGGAGGUGACCUUGUUGAAGAGAGCAAUAGAGGAAGAGAACCGGACCCAUGAGGCUCAGAUACAGGAGAUGAGACAGAAACACACUCAGGCCACAGAGGAGCUCACAGAGCAGCUGGAGCAGUCCAAACGAGUGAAGUCCAAUUUGGAGAAGGCUAAACAAGCUCUGGAGAAGGAGACCUCAGAGUUAACCAUGGAGGUGCGCUCACUUGUCCAAGCCAAACAAGACGGGGAACACAAGAGGAAGAAGUUGGAAGGUCAGGUGGCAGAUCUGCAGUCCCGCUUCAAUGACAGUGAGAAGCAGAAGGCUGAGCUGGGAGAACGCUGCUCCAAGAUCACUGUUGAAUUGGAGAGUGUAACGAGUCUACUGAAUGAAGCAGAGGGCAAGAACAUCAAAUUGAGCAAAGAUGUAACCAGCCUCACAUCCCAACUUCAAGACUCUCAGGAGCUUCUGGCUGAAGAGACGCGUCAGAAGCUGCAGUUCUCUACAAAGCUGCGACAAGCAGAAGAUGAAAAGAACAGCUUGCAGGAACAGCUCGAGGAGGAGAUGGAGGCUAAGAGGAAUGUGGAGAGACACGUGUCAACCCUCAACAUUCAGCUGUCAGAUGCAAAGAAGAAGCUGGAUGAAAUGGCAGGAAACAUUGAGCUACUGGAAGAAGGUAAGAAACGUCUGCAGAGAGACUUAGAGGCAGCCAACACCCAGUUUGAGGAGAAGGCCUCCGCAUAUGACAAAUUGGAAAAGACCAAAAACCGCCUGCAGCAGGAGCUGGAGGACACACUGAUGGACCUGGACAACCAGAGGCAGAACGUAUCAAACCUGGAGAAGAAGCAGAAAAAGUUUGACCAGAUGCUGGCAGAGGAGAAGAGUAUCUCCAGUAAAUAUGCAGAUGAGAGAGACCGUGCUGAAGCCGAGGCCAGAGAGAAGGAGACCAAGGCUCUGUCCCUGGCGAGGGCUCUGGAGGAGGCCCAGGAUGCCAGAGAGGAACUGGAGAGAGCCAACAAGGCCCUGAGGACUGAGAUGGAGGACCUGAUCAGUUCCAAGGAUGAUGUGGGAAAGAAUGUCCAUGAGCUGGAGAAGUCCAAACGAGGCCUGGAAGCCCAGGUAGAAGAGAUGAAGACCCAGCUAGAGGAACUGGAAGAUGAGCUGCAGGCGGCUGAGGAUGCCAAGCUGCGUCUGGAGGUCAACAUGCAGGCUCUCAAGGCCCAGUUUGAGAGGGACCUCCAGGGACGCGAUGAGAUGGGAGAAGAGAAGAAGAGACAGCUUAUCAAGCAGGUUCGUGAGUUGGAGACGGAGCUUGAGGAUGAACGAAAGCAGAGGGCCUCGGCAGCAGCAGCAAAGAAGAAGUUAGAGACAGACAUUAAGGAUCUGGAGGGACAGAUUGAGACAUCCAAUAAGGGCAGAGAUGAGGCUAUCAAGCAGCUCCGCAAGCUUCAGGGCCAGAUGAAGGACUAUCAGAGGGAGCUGGAAGAUGCCCGUGCUGCCAGAGAGGAGGUGCUGGCGACCGCAAAGGAGAGUGAGAAGAAGGCCAAGAGUCUGGAGGCCGAGCUCAUGCAGCUGCAGGAGGAUCUGGCUGCAGCUGAGAGAGCACGUAAGCAGGCAGAGGCUGAAAGAGAUGAACUGUCUGAUGAGCUGGCAAGCAACUCAUCUGGAAAGUCAGCCUUGACAGAAGAGAAGCGACGUCUAGAAGCUAAGAUCUCCCAGCUUGAGGAGGAGCUGGAGGAGGAGCAGAGCAACAUGGAAAUCCUCAAUGACAGGCUGAGGAAGAGCACACAGCAGGUGGAUCAGCUCACCAACGAGUUGCAGGCGGAGCGCAGCACCUCCCAGAAGAACGAGAGCGCUCGGCAGCAGAUGGAGCGCCAGAACAAGGAGCUGAAGGCCAAGCUCCAGGAAAUGGAGGGCCAGGUCAAGUCCAAAUUCAAGUCCUCCAUCUCUGCAUUGGAGGCUAAAGUGGCACAGCUUGAAGAGCAGCUGGAGCAGGAGAACAGGGAGAAGCAGGCUACUGCCAAGAGUAUGCGCCAGAAAGACAAGAAGCUGAAGGACCUGAUCAUGCAAGUGGAGGAUGAAAGAAAACAAGGAGAGCAGUACAAAGACCAGGCAGAGAAGGCAAAUACUCGCAUGAAGCAGCUGAAGCGGCAGCUCGAGGAGUCCGAAGAGGAGUCUCAGCGUGCUACGGCCGCUCGCAGGAAGCUGCAGCGGGAGCUGGAUGAAGCCACCGAGGCCAAUGAUGCCAUGAGCCGAGAGGUCAACUCUCUCAAGAGCAAACUAAGGCGUGGAAAUGAACCGUCCUUUGGCAGUGCACCUCGCCGUAUGGGAGGAGGUCGAAGGGUGGUCGAAGAUGCCUCAGAAGAGGAGGGCGAAUCUCAGAGUGACUUCAACGGAACCAAAUCCACAGAGUGAGGGAAGUUUUUUUUAACGAGAAUGAGAUAGAAGAUACCAGGGCAGGCCUGCCACUUAAACACCCAGUAACUUCAAAGCCUGUUAUAUCAUCCUGUUCUUCCAUAUCACAUCUAAAUAUAUAUUUUCUGUCAGUCCCCAUAGUGUAUCUUCUCAUUUCAGUGCACUUUUUCUUGACACAAAACAAUCAAAAAGGACUGUCAACAAGUUAUGAUGGCUCUGGUGAUGUGUGAUUUGCUGUUCCUAGUUUUUUUUGUUUUUUUUUUAUUUACACUGUUGUACUGCACUGAAUGAAUGAUACUUCCUUAUGCAGAGUUUUGUACACAAAUAGGUGCCUCUAAUUACCACGCUAACCUGCCAGCAAAGCCUCGGGGUCUUCACAAUAAGUUACCCUGUGAACUUAAAGCAGAGACAUUGUGUAAAUCUACAGAUCUGUAACUAUUAUCAGCGACUGUUGUCCUGUUGCCUGUGACUGCUGUUAAGUGUUUCAGUGCAGCACUGAAGUGGUCAGACCAGUCAGAAAAUGCACAAGCGCAUUUCUUCACCUGGUCUUGCUCCAGUCAGUGCUGCUGUUUGUACCCAACAUACAAAUAUUUAGCUGUUAACAUGUUCUUAAGUCACCAUUUAAAGUAUGUUAUAUGCACCUUUCUUGUGGCCAGAUAUGUUUAGAUUCCUUUUAGUUGUAAGAGACUAUUUGAGUCAGACAGGUUUACGGUUUUCUUAAGUAGGAAAUCAUGAGCCAGAUUUCAGUAAUGGUCACUUACCAGCACUCACAUUUCUAUCUCCCCUUUAUCCAGAUUUUCUGUACAUGUUAAAAAGCCCAAAUCACUCUAAACCAAAGAAUUAUACAUUUUAUAUGUCAUAUGUAUCAACUGAUGUUUACAUGACACCAUUUUAUGUAUUAACUGUUGAAACACCUGCACAAGAAAUAAAGAUUUUUCAAAAGAAAGUUCGUUUUUACUACACCUCUUUUAAUGUUUGUCUCAGUCAGUAACUUCAUCUCACUCAUCUGUUCAGUUCAAUAGAAAAACAACUGCAAACCAACAGGAUAAAAGUUGGGUAUAGUACCUCAGGCACAUAUAGUUUUCAAUACAGAAGCAGUUGCACAGGUGCUACAAAUGACACCUGGUACACAGUGGUCAUAGAUUACAAUUACAGUUAGCUCACGUUAGUUUCAGGAAGUUUAAACAGCGAAGAAGAGCAGGAUCUCUGAAUCACAAGUCCUACACAUAGGCUACAGUGAUGACUACUGUUACCGUACUGUCUGCUUUUAAUGAGCUGCUGUAUGGCAGUAAUGACAAUUCCAGAUGAACUGGAAACAUUUCAGUGAAAAAAAGCAAAGAUGUCACAUUAAAAGGUGUUCCCCGAUUCACAAACAUGUCUUACUAAAAAGCUGGAAUAAGAGGUAUUCAAUAUAAUGUACGUUCUAUCCACUUAGACAAAUAUACUAUGAUCUGUGCUUAUCAUCGGCCUGUUAAAACCUAUUAUUGCUUGGUAUUUUUCCCAUCCGCCCAACACAUCUAGGGUUGGGCAGAUGAGAGAGAGAAUAAUCACUAUACAUUCUGUAGUGCACAUGAGCUGAUCUAUGAACAUACUAUUGCCACUGUAAAAU